GUCGAUUCAUUCAAUUAUCGAUAGCAUUUCGUAGUUACGUGUAGUUACGUUUUACGUGGUUUACGAGUGUAACGGUGUGUUGGUGCCACGCGUCUAAGUUCGAACUAACCUGAAACGGAACGUCACAAUAAUCAGGAAAAUGACUGCGUUAACAGUUAUUGGAAAAUUUUGGCAAGAGUACACGAAAACUACGCCAAAAAAGCUUAAAAUAAUAGAUGCCUAUUUGCUUUAUGUGUUUCUAACGGGUGUCAUACAAUUCGUUUAUUGUUGUCUCGUGGGAACGUUCCCUUUCAACAGCUUUCUGAGCGGAUUUAUUUCUUGUGUCUCCUGUUUCGUUCUUGGAGUUUGCUUACGGCUACAAGUAAAUCCACAAAACAAAAGUCAGUUUCAUGGAAUAAGUCCUGAGAGAGGAUUUGCAGACUUCAUUUUUGCACAUGUUAUUCUUCAUAUUGUUGUAAUGAAUUUCAUUGGUUAAGGACAAAGAAAAAAGGAUUUGUAAAAUUUUCUAAUAAAAUCUUCAAACCUGUUAUUGGUAAUGAGUACAUUGUUUUAAAAAUAUCUGUAUAUUUAAAAAUAAAUUUCAUAAGGAAGUAACUUAUUCGAAUUUAUAUUUAAUAAGUUUUACAAAAGUUUGGAAAUGAAUAUUGGAAUAAAUGGUUAUUUUUUAUAAUUUUAAUAAGAAUGACAAUUGAAAUAAAAGAAUAUAUUUUAACUUUAUUAAUUAUUUAUAAAUUUGAGAAGUUUGCAUUAGUGUAUGUGAACUACAUUAUAGAUUAAUAUUCAAGAUAGUUGGUACUAAUUAUGGUUUUCUGAUAAGCUAUGCCUUGAUAUCAAUGUAAUAUCAGCAAAAUGUAGAUAGAAAAUAUGCCGACAAAAUAUCAGAAUAUUUUACUCAAAAUACAUGGCUUAUAUCUGGAUAAACUAUGAAGAUGUAGAAAUAUUUUGAUUAUUUGGGAAGAAACUCUGUAUUUAUUAAUAGUUAUGCAAUUGAACACACUUAUCAUGGAUUAAAUUUUAUUUACACAUAUACAUUAAAGCCUAUUAUAGAAUUGUUUAUGUAUAUAUAAAUUUAAUCUCUACCAUCUAAUUUUUAUGCAUUGAUUUAAUAAAUGAAUUCUAUGUUAUUCUGAAUGUAA
Molecule: messenger RNA, 1136 nt
Organism: Hylaeus anthracinus
Lineage: Eukaryota; Metazoa; Arthropoda; Insecta; Hymenoptera; Colletidae
Gene: Dad1
Product: dolichyl-diphosphooligosaccharide--protein glycosyltransferase subunit DAD1
Exons: 2
Coding region: 140-475 (111 amino acids)
Biological process (GO): protein N-linked glycosylation
Cellular component (GO): oligosaccharyltransferase complex; membrane
Source: RefSeq, a predicted model, not a curated record